CCGUUUUAUAAUCGAGUGUAUAAAGCCAGCGUAAUUGACCGCUUUCCAUUAGUCUCAAAAUGAUUUCCAAGGCGAUCUUUAUAGUUUACUGUUCAUUUCCUGUUGUCUGGGGAGCGGUGCUACCUAUUAUAGAUGAGACCCAGGCACCUGCAGUACGAGGUCAGCUCCAAUACCACCCUAACAUGACAUCCAUGUGGAUGGUUGACGAUUAUGGUAGAACAGUCCAGGUGUACCUGACUGGCAGACCUCCGCAGAAUUUUAGAAAUUUUGCAGAUGUAAAAGAUAAUGUCUUCUAUUUCCUGUACACUCGGGAAUAUAACAGUGCAUACCAGUUGACAAUAAACGAUAUGAAGAAAUUAAACUCAUCAACCUUCAAACCAAAUCGGCCCACCAAAAUCUUAAUUCAUGGAUUCUGGACCAACUUCCGGUCGGAUUCAGUGCAAAUUAUGCGAGAAGCUUAUCUGAACCACUACGAUGUGAACGUAUUGGCGGUGGACUGGGGUGCGCUGGCGGAGGGUCCCUGGUACGUGGAAGCGGUCCAACACACACAGCCGUGGGGCCAGCUGGUGGGUCAGCUGGUGGACUGGCUGGUGAUAUCUUCAGGUGCUGCACUAAAGGACUUCCACCUGGUCGGUCACAGCCUUGGAGCUCACGUCGCGGCAUUCGCAAGCAACAGCGUCUCCUCCGGCGUCAUCCAACGUAUCACAGGUUUGGAUCCGGCCCUUCCAUUGUUUUCGAACCGUGAGCCCUCAAGACGGCUUGACCCUUCGGACGCUGCCCUAGUAGACUGCAUUCACACUUGCGGAGGCUAUCUUGGCUUCUACCAGCCUCUCUGUUCUUUCGACUUCUACCCCAAUGGUGGCACUGCUUCUCAACCUGGAUGUCACUGGGACUUUACCGGAGCUUGUAGUCAUGGGCGGUCUUACCGUUACUUCUCCGCUUCGUUGACCAACAACUUCACGGCCCGCUCCUGUGCUUCCAUCGAUGACAUGAGGCGCCGCCGAUGCUCUGGCCAAACAGGACUCAUGGGAGACCGUGCGAAAUACUCACUGCCAGGACUGUACUACUUGGAGACAAACAGCAACUUCCCUUAUGUCAAGACUUGAACAGUUCCGGUUCUUCUGAAAGAACUAAAAGAGCAGUUGGUCGGUGACUCAUCACGUCAAUUUGUUUCUUUUGACUUGUGGAUCACAAUCCUCCUUCACUUGAGCAUUGAACACAGAGGGUAUAACCGAUAUUAUAAUUAUUUUCAUAUAUUUUAAUGCUUUGAAUUGUAAAGUACAUAAUGAAUGAUUAAUAAAGUUGUUAUGUGUA
Molecule: messenger RNA, 1314 nt
Organism: Homalodisca vitripennis (glassy-winged sharpshooter)
Lineage: Eukaryota; Metazoa; Arthropoda; Insecta; Hemiptera; Cicadellidae
Product: pancreatic triacylglycerol lipase-like
Exons: 7
Coding region: 60-1106 (348 amino acids)
Biological process (GO): lipid metabolic process
Molecular function (GO): lipase activity
Source: RefSeq, a predicted model, not a curated record